UUGGAGGUCUCUGUGGUGGUAGAUGAGCUGUCAUCGUUCAGCUGGUCUCCCGGAGGUGGUUUUCCCUUCGCUCUCCUGUCCCUUCUCCCUCUUCCUCUGAGCUUUAGUUUGACCUCUCAGCUGCUUUCCUUUAGAGUCCAGCACUGCAGGACACCACAAAUACACAACUACAGUCACAACUACUGCAGGACAACACAAAUACACAACUACAGUCACAACUACUGCAGGACACCACAAAUACACAACUACAGUCACAACUACUGCAGGACAACACAAAUACACAACUACAGUCACAACUACUGCAGGACAACACAAAUACACAACUACAGUCACAACUACUGCAGGACACACAAAUACACAACUACAGUCACAACUACUGCAGGACAACACAUAUACACAACUACAGUCACAACUACUGCAGGACAACACAAAUACACAACUACAGUCACAACUACUGCAGGACACACAAAUACACAACUACAGUCCAAUAUCACAACUACUGCAGGACAACACAAAUACACAACUACAGUCACAACUACUGCAGGACACACAAAUACCACAACUACAGUCACAACUACUGCAGGACACCACAAAUACACAACUACAGUCACAACUACUGCAGACACCACAACUCACAACUACAGUCACAACUACUGCAGGACAACACAAAUACACAACUACAGUCACAACUACUGCAGGACAACACAUAUACACAACUACAGUCACAACUACUGCAGGACAACACAUAUACACAACUACAGUCACAACUACUGCAGGACACCACAAAUACACAACUACAGUCACAACUACAGUCACAACUACUGCAGGACAACACAAAUACACAACUACAGUCACAACUACUGCAGGACAACACAAAUACACAACUACAGUCACAACUACUGCAGGACAACACAAAUACACAACUACAGUCACAACUACUGCAGGACAACCACAAAUACACAACUACAGUCACAACUACAGUCACAACUACUGCAGGACAACACAAAUACACAACUACAGUCACAACUACUGCAGGACAACACAAAUACACAACUACAGUCACAACUACUGCAGGACAACACAAAUACACAACUACAGUCACAACUACUGCAGGACAACACAAAUACACAACUACAGUCACAACUACAGUCACAACUACUGCAGGACACCACAAAUACACAACUACAGUCACAACUACUGCAGGACAACACAAAUACACAACUACAGUCACAACUACAGUCACAACUACUGCAGGACACCACAAAUACACAACUACAGUCACAACUACUGCAGGACAACACAAAUACACAACUACAGUCACAACUACUGCAGGACACCACAAAUACACAACUACAGUCACAACUACAGUCACAACUACUGCGACAGAACAACACAAUAUAACACAACCUACAGUCACAACUACUGCAGGACACACAAAUACACAACUACUCAACUACUGCAACACAAAUCACACUACGUCACAACUACUGCAGGACAACACACAAUACACACAACUACAGUCACAACUACUGCAGGACAACACAAAUACACAACUACAGUCACAACUACUGCAGGACAACACAAAUACACAACUACAGUCACAACUAAAUGCAGGACAACACAAAUACACAACUACAGUCACAACUACUGCAGGCACAAAUACACAACUAAGUCACAACUACAGUCACAACUACUGCAGGACACCACAAAUACACAACUACAGUCACAACUACUGCAGGACAACACAAAUACACAACUACAGUCACAACUACAGUCACAACUACUGCAGGACAACACAAAUACACAACUACAGUCACAACUACUGCAGGACACCACAAAUACACAACUACAGUCACAACUACAGUCACAACUACUGCAGGACAACACAAAUACACAACUACAGUCACAACUACUGCAGAACAACACAAAUACAUAUGCCUAAGCAUGGUUGGUUACAAAGGGCUUGUGCACUACCUCUAGUCAACUCCAAACAAUUCAGCUCUGCACAGCCCCAGAGAGUCCUACGGUGCCUCCAGAAAGGAUUCAUACCACUUCACUUAUUCCACAUCUUGUGUUACCGCCUGAAUUCAAAAUGGAUCAAAUGUUGUUGGUUUUCACACACAAUACCCCAUAAUGACAAAAAUAUCUCAUUUAUACUGAAUAUAAUUCAUACAAAAAUAUAAACGGAACAUGUAAAGUGUUGGUCCCAUGUUUCACGAGCUGAAAAUAAAAAAAAUCCCCUAAAAUACGCACAAAAUGUGUAUUUCUCUCAAAUGUGCACAAAUUAGUUUACAUCCCUGUUAGUGAGCAUUUCUCCUUUGCCAAGAUAAUCCAUCCACCUGACAGGUGUGGCAUAUCAAGAAGCUGAUUAAACAACAUGAUCAUUACACAGGUGCACCUUGUGCUGGGGACAAUAAAAGGCCACUCUAAAAUGUGUAGUUUUGUCACAUAACACAAUGCCACAGAUGUCUCAAGUUUUGCGGGAGCGUGCUGAGGAGGGGGGGGGGGAAACUCAUUCUGAUUGGCUGGGCCUGGCUCCCCAGUGGGUGGGCCUAUGCCCUCCCAGGCCCACCCAUGGCUGCAACCCUGCCCAGUCAUGUGAAAUCCAUAGAUGAGGGCAUAAUUUAUUUAUUUAAAUUAACUGAGUAAAAUAUUUGAAGUUGUUGCAUGUUGCGUUUAUAUUUUUGUUCAGUAUACUAAAGUAUUCACACCCCUGAGUCAAUACUUUGUAGAAGCACCUUUGGCAGUGAUUACAGCUGUGAGUCUUUCUGGGAAAGUCUCUAAGAGCUUUCCACACCUGGAUUGUGCAACAUUUGCCCAUUAUUCUUUUCAAAAUUCUUCAAGCUCUGUCAAAUUGGUUGUUGAUCAUUGCUAGGCAACCAUUUUCAGGUCUUGCCAUAGAUUUUCAAGCAGAUUUAAGUCAAAACUGUAAUUCGGCCUCUCAGGAACAUUCACUGUCUUCUUGGUAAGCAACUCCAGUGUAUAUUUGGCCUUGUGUUUUAGGUUAUUGUCCUGUUGAAAGGUGAAUUAAUCUCCCAGUGUCUGGUGGAAAGCAGACUGAACCAGGUUUUCCUAUAGGAUUUUGCCUGAGCUUAGCUCCAUUCCUUUUAUUUUUUAGCCUGAAAAACUCCCCAGUUCUUAUUGAUUCCAAGCAUACCCAUAACAUGAUGCAGCCACCACUAUGCUUGAAAAUAUGGAGAAUGGUACUCAGUAAUGUGUUGGAUUUGCCCCAAACAUAACACUUUGUAUUCAGGACAAGACGUUAAUUGCUUUGCCACAUUUUUUGCAGUAUUACUUUAGUGCCUUGUUGCAAACAGGAUGCAUGUUUUGGAAUAUUUGUAUUCUGUACAGGCUUCCUUCUUUUCACUCUGUCAUUUAGGUUAGUGUUGUGGAGUAACUACAAUGUUGUUGAUCCAUCCUCAAUUUCCUCCUUUCACAGCCAUUAAACUCUGUAACUGUUUUAAAGUCACCAUUGGCCUCAUGGUGAAAUCCCUGAGUGGUUUCCUUCCUCUCCGACAACUGAGUUAGGAAGGACGCCUGUAUCUUUGUAGUGACUGGGUGUAUUGAUACACCAUCCAAAGUGUAAUUAAUAACGUCACCAUGCUCAAAGGGAUAUUCAAUGUCUGCUUUUUUUAUUUUUACCCAUCUACCAAUAGGAGCCCUUCUUUGUGAGUCACUUGAAAACCUCCCUGGUCUUUGUGGUUGAAUCUGUGUUUAAAAUGCACUGCUCGACUGAGGGACCUUACAAUCAAACACUAUUAUUGCACACAGAGUGAAUCCAUGCAACUUAUUAUGUGACUUGUUAAGCACAUUUUUACUCCUGAACGUAUUUAGGCCAUAACAAAGGGGUUGGAUACUUAUUGAUUCAAGACAUUUUGGUGUUUCAUUUUUUAUAAAUGUGUAAAAAAAUCUAAAUGUAAUCCAUUUUAAAUUCAGGCUUUAACACAACAAAAUGUGGAAAAGGUCAAGGGGUGUGAAAACUUUCUGAAGACACUGUACGUGUAGAAUCAAAGCACUGUUUAUAUUGCUCUGCACAGCCCCAUCCAUCAUGGGUGUAGUUAGUGUGAAAUAAAAUGCUACCAUUGUUCUGUGUAGACUGAGGAGUAAUUCUACCAUUGUUCUGUGUAGACGGAGGAGUAAUGCUACCAUUGUUCUGUGUAGACUGAGGAGUAAUGCUACCAUUGUUCUGUGUAGACUGAGGAGUAAUGCUACCAUUGUUCUGUGUAGACGGAGGAGUAAUGCUACCAUUGUUCUGUGUAGACUGAGGAGUAAUGCUACCAUUGUUCUGUGUAACUGAGGAGUAAUGCUACCAUUGUUCUGUGUAGACGGAGGAGUAAUGCUACCAUUGUUCUGUGUAGACGGAGGAGUAAUGCUACCAUUGUUCUGUGUAGACGGAGGAGUAAUGCUACCAUUGUUCUGUGUAGACGAGGAGUAAUGCUACCAUUGUUCUGUGUAGACGGAGGAGUAAUGCUACCAUUGUUCUGUGUAGACUGAGGAGUAAUGCUACCAUUGUUCUGUGUAGACUGAGGAGUAAUGCUACCAUUGUUCUGUGUAGACUGAGGAGUAAUGCUACCAUUGUUCUGUGUAGACGGAGGAGUAAUGCUACCAUUGUUCUGUGUAGACUGAGGAGUAAUGCUACCAUUGUUCUGUGUAGACUGAGGAGUAAUGCUACCAUUGUUCUGUGUAGACGGAGGAGUAAUGCUACCAUUGUUCUGUGUAGACUGAGGAGUAAUGCUACCAUUGUUCUGUGUAGACGGAGGAGUAAUGCUACCAUUGUUCUGUGUAGACGGAGGAGUAAUGCUACCAUUGUUCUGUGUGGACGGAGGAGUAAUGCUACCAUUGUUCUGUGUAGACGGAGGAGUAAUGCUACCAUUGUUCUGUGUAGACGGAGGAGUAAUGCUACCAUUGUUCUGUGUAGACGGAGGAGUAAUGCUACCAUUGUUCUGUGUAGACUGAGGAGUAAUGCUACCAUUGUUCUGUGUAGACUGAGGAGUAAUGCUACCAUUGUUCUGUGUAGACGGAGGAGUAAUGCUACCAUUGUUCAGUGUAGACUGAGGAGUAAUGCUACCAUUGUUCUGUGUAGACUGAGGAGUAAUGCUACCAUUGUUCUGUGUAGACUGAGGAGUAAUGCUACCAUUGUUCUGUGUAGACGGGGAGUAAUGCUACCAUUGUUCUGUGUAGACGGAGGAGUAAUGCUACCAUUGUUCUGUGUAGACGGAGGAGUAAUGCUACCAUUGUUCUGUGUAGACUGAGGAGUAAUGCUACCAUUGUUCUGUGUAGACUGAGGAGUAAUGCUACCAUUGUUCUGUGUAGACUGAGGAGUAAUGCUACCAUUGUUCUGUGUAGACUGAGGAGUAAUGCUACCAUUGUUCUGUGUAGACUGAGGAGUAAUGCUACCAUUGUUCUGUGUAGACGGAGGAGUAAUGCUACCAUUGUUCUGUGUAGACUGAGGAGUAAUGCUACCAUUGUUCUGUGUAGACUGAGGAGUAAUGCUACCAUUGUUCUGUGUAGACUGAGGAGUAAUGCUACCAUUGUUCUGUGUAGACUGAGGAGUAAUGCUACCAUUGUUCUGUGUAGACUGAGGAGUAAUGCUACCAUUGUUCUGUGUAGACGGAGGAGUAAUGCUACCAUUGUUUGUGUAGACGGGGGAGUAAUGCUACCAUUGUUCUGUGUAGACUGAGGAGUAAUGCUACCAUUGUUCUGUGUAGACGGGGAGUAAUGCUACCAUUGUUCUGUGUAGACUGAGGAGUAAUGCUACCAUUGUUCUGUGUAGACGGGGGGGAGGAGUAAUGUACCAUUGUUCUGUGUAGACUGAGGAGUAAUGCUACCAUUGUUCUGUGUAGACGAGGAGUAAUGCUACCAUUGUUCUGUGUAGACUGAGGAGUAAUGCUACCAUUGUUCUGUGUAGACGGAGGAGUAAUGGCUACCCAUUGUUCUGUGUAGACGGAGGAGUAAUGCUACCAUUGUUCUGUGUAGACGGAGGAGUAAUGCUACCAUUGUUCUGUGUAGACUGAGUAAUGUAACCAUUUUGGUAGACGGAGGAGUAAUGCUACCAUUGUUCUGUGUAGACUGAGGAGUAAUGCUACCAUUGUUCUGUGUAGACUGAGGAGUAAUGCUACCAUUGUUCUGUGUAGACUGAGGAGUAAUGCUACCAUUGUUCUGUGUAGACGGAGGAGUAAUGCUACCAUUGUUCUGUGUAGACUGAGGAGUAAUGCUACCAUUGUUCUGUGUAGACUGGAGGAGUAAUGCUACCAUUGUUCUGUGUAGACUGGAGGAGUAUGCUACCCAUUGUUCUGUGUAGACUGAGGAGUAAUGCUACCAUUGUUCUGUGUAGACGGAGGAGUAAUGCUACCAUUGUUCUGUGUAGACGGAGGAGUUAAUGCUACCAUUGUUCUGUGUAGACUGGAGGAGUAAUGCUACCAUUGUUCUGUGUAGACUGGGGAGUAAUGCUACCAUUUGUCUGUGUAGACGGAGGAGUAAUGCUACCAUUGUUCUGUGUAGACGGAGGAGUAAUGCUACCAUUGUUCUGUGUAGACGGAGGAGUAAUGCUACCAUUGUUCUGUGUAGACUGAGGAGUAAUGCUACCAUUGUUCUGUGUAGACUGAGGAGUAAUGCUACCAUUGUUCUGUGUAGACUGAGGAGUAAUGCUACCAUUGUUCUGUGUAGACUGAGGAGUAAUGCUACCAUUGUUCUGUGUAGACUGAGGAGUAAUGCUACCAUUGUUCUGUGUAGACUGAGGAGUAAUGCUACCAUUGUUCUGUGUAGACUGAGGAGUAAUGCUACCAUUGUUCUGUGUAGACGGAGGAGUAAUGCUACCAUUGUUCUGUGUAGACGGAGGAGUAAUGCUACCAUUGUUCUGUGUAGACUGAGGAGUAAUGCUACCAUUGUUCUGUGUAGACUGAGGAGUAAUGCUACCAUUGUUCUGUGUAGACGGAGGAGUAAUGCUACCAUUGUUCUGUGUAGACUGAGGAGUAAUGCUACCAUUGUUCUGUGUAGACGGAGAUCCGUUGUGAUCCUGUAGAGCUUGUAGAGGUGAUUCAGGUCUGUCUAGGUCAUUAUCCAUGGCCCCCAGGAGGCUGGCGUAGUCUGGGUCCUCUCCCCCAGAACAGAGCCUUCUGUGGGGCAGAGACGACCCUGACCCAGGGCCCCCGUCCUGGAGGUCCAGGCGUCCUCCACCCUGCUGCCCCUUGGAGCUCCGCGCCUUCCGAUUGGUCAGCUGACAGGAAACCGGGGCGCCAUUGGCUAGCUGGGAGGAAGAGGAGGAGGAAGUGGAGGAGGCUUGUAUAGUUGAUCGACCGAAGCCCAUCCUGGCUCUCUGUCUAUCAAGGUCCAUGGAGGACCUGCUGUUCUGGCCCCCGGCCCGGGACACCCCACUACCAGACCCAUACAUCCCCCUGGUCGAUUUCUGGUGGGUGUCAGUGAAAUCAUUCAAGCUAAAGGACAAAGAAUAGUGGGGACAUCACAUUUUUAGAAGAUGUAACAGUUCUCUGAAAAAGAUACUACUCUCCACAAGAGGACCAUUAUAUACAUCCAUAUGGGUGGGCUAUCUUUGAUGCAAGACACUUUAAUGACAAACAAAUACAUCCAUAACAAAAGAGGUAGUCGGACUUACUUAGCAUCACUUGAAAUGAAUACUAUUUCCCUGAGGUGGAAGGGUCUGCCCGUCUCCAUGGCAGAGUCCAGAGACAGACUUCUCUUAAAGGGCUCCCAGAUCCCCUGGGCUUCCAGGUAGGCUUUAGCAAUCACCAGCAGGAACAGGGAGCUACAGAGGAGAGAGGAGAGCCAUGUUAACAUGGAGCUACAGAGGAGAGAGGAGAGCCAUGUUAACAGGGAGCUACAGAGGAGAGAGAAGAGCCAUGUUAACAGGGAGCUACAGAGGAGAGAGGAGAGCCAUGUUAACAUGGAGCUACAGAGGAGAGAGGAGAGCCAUGUUAACAGGGAGCUACAGAGGAGAGAGGAGAGCCAUGUUAACAGGGAGCUACAGAGGAGAGAGGAGAGCCAUGUUAACAGGGAGUUACAGAGGAGAGAGGAGAGCCAUGUUAACAGGGAGCUACAGAGGAGAGAGGAGAGCCAUGUUAACAGGGAGCUAUGGAGGAGGAGAGCCAUGUUAACAGGGAGCUACAGAGGAGAGAGGAGAGCCAUGUUAACAGGGAGCUACAGAGGAGAGAGGAGAGCCAUGUUAACAGGGAGCUACAGAGGAGAGAGGAGAGCCAUGUUAACAGGGAGCUACAGAGGAGAGAGGAGAGCCAUGUUAACAGGGAGCUACAGAGGAGAGAGGAGAGCCAUGUUAACAGGGAGCUACAGAGGAGAGAGGAGAGCCAUGUUAACAGGGAGCUAUGGAGGAGUAGAGCCAUGUUAACAGGGAGCUACAGAGGAGAGAGGAGAGCCAUGUUAACAGGGAGCUACAGAGGAGAGAGGAGAGCCAUGUUAACAGGGAGCUACAGAGGAGAGAGGAGAGCCAUGUUAACAGGGAGCUACAGAGGAGAGAGGAGAGCCAUGUUAACAGGGAGCUACAGAGGAGAGAGGAGAGCCAUGUUAACAGGGAGCUACAGAGGAGAGCCAUGUUAACAGGGAGCUACAGAGGAGAGAGGAGAGCCAUGUUAACAGGGAGCUACAGAGGAGAGCCAUGUUAACAGGGAGCUACAGAGGAGAGAGGAGAGCCAUGUUAACAGGGAGCUACAGAGGAGAGAGGAGAGCCAUGUUAACAGGGAGCUAUGGAGGAGAGAGGAGAGCCAUGUUAACAGGGAGCUACAGAGGAGAGAGGAGAGCCAUGUUAACAGGGAGCUACAGAGGAGAGAGGAGAGCCAUGUUAACAGGGAGCUACAGAGGAGAGAGGAGAGCCAUGUUAACAGGGAGCUACAGAGGAGAGAGGAGAGCCAUGUUAACAGGGAGCUACAGAGGAGAGAGGAGAGCCAUGUUAACAGGGAGCUACAGAGGACAGCCAUGUUAACAGGGAGCUACAGAGGAGAGAGGAGAGCCAUGUUAACAGGGAGCUACAGAGGAGAGAGGAGAGCCAUGUUAACAGGGAGCUACAGAGGAGAGAGAAGAGCCAUGUUAACAGGGAGCUACAGAGGAGAGAGGAGAGCCAUGUUAACAGGGAGCUACAGAGGAGAGAGGAGAGCCAUGUUAACAGGGAGCUAUGGAGGAGGAGAGCCAUGUUAACAGGGAGUUACAGAGGAGAGAGGAGAGCCAUGUUAACAGGGAGCUACAGAGGAGAGCCAUGUUAACAGGGAGCUACAGAGGAGAGAGGAGAGCCAUGUUAACAGGGAGCUACAGAGGAGAGAGGAGAGCCAUGUUAACAUGGAGCUACAGAGGAGAGAGGAGAGCCAUGUUAACAGGGAGCUACAGAGGAGAGAGGAGAGCCAUGUUAACAGGGAGCUACAGAGGAGAGCCAUGUUAACAGGGAGCUACAGAGGAGAGAGGAGAGCCAUGUUAACAGGGAGCUACAGAGGAGAGAGGAGAGCCAUGUUAACAGGGAGCUACAGAGGAGAGAGGAGAGCCAUGUUAACAUGGAGCUACAGAGGAGAGAGGAGAGCCAUGUUAACAGGGAGCUACAGAGGAGAGAGGAGAGCCAUGUUAACAUGGAGCUACAGAGGAGAGGAGAGCCAUGUUAACAUGGAGUUACAGAGGAGAGAGGAGAGCCAUGUUAACAGGGAGUUACAGAGGAGAGAGGAGAGCCAUGUUAACAGGGAGCUAUGGAGGAGAGAGGAGAGCCAUGUUAACAGGGAGCUACAGAGGAGAGAGGAGAGCCAUGUUAACAGGGAGCUACAGAGGAGAGAGGAGAGCCAUGUUAACAGGGAGCUACAGAGGAGAGAGGAGAGCCAUGUUAACAGGGAGCUACAGAGGAGAGAGGAGAACCAUGUUAACAUGGAGCUACAGAGGAGAGAGGAGAGCCAUGUUAACAGGGAGCUACAGAGGAGAGAGGAGAGCCAUGUUAACAUGGAGCUACAGAGGAGAGAGGAGAGCCAUGUUAACAGGGAGCUACAGAGGAGAGCCAUGUUAACAGGGAGCUACAGAGGAGAGAGGAGAGCCAUGUUAACAGGGAGCUACAGAGGAGAGAGGAGAGCCAUGUUAACAGGGAGCUACAGAGGAGAGCCAUGU
Coregonus sp. 'balchen' is the source of this 10101-nucleotide messenger RNA. The record is from the annotation of a GenBank genome assembly. Lineage: Eukaryota; Metazoa; Chordata; Actinopteri; Salmoniformes; Salmonidae.